Molecule: messenger RNA, 1903 nt
Organism: Grus americana (Whooping crane)
Lineage: Eukaryota; Metazoa; Chordata; Aves; Gruiformes; Gruidae
Gene: SAMD10
Product: sterile alpha motif domain containing 10
Exons: 5
Coding region: 81-671 (196 amino acids)
Biological process (GO): cell surface receptor protein tyrosine kinase signaling pathway
Cellular component (GO): cytoplasmic side of plasma membrane
Molecular function (GO): protein binding
Source: RefSeq, a predicted model, not a curated record
CGGGAGCUCCCGGUGCCGGCGGCGGCGCUGGGGGGCGCGGGGCUCCGUCCCCGCCUGAGCGCGGCCCCGCUGCGCGGAGGAUGAGCUGCGGCCAGCCCAAGGACAUGGAAGCUGCCGCCGCUCACUUCAGCUUCUGCCGCAGCCUCCUGGAGCACACGGUCUCGGCCGAGAACCUCAGCUACCGCCUGCAGAGGAACCCGGGCAGCAGCCUCACCUGGCACGACGGCCGGAGCCAGCGGGCUGACAGCGGCCGGACCGUCAAGCUCCUGCGGCAGCCGGGCACCGAGGGCUCACAGGGCCGUGUCUGCGAUCACUAUGGCAUCUACCACACCAGCCCCACGCUGGGCAGCCUGGCCAAGCCGGUGGUGCUCUGGACCCAGCAGGAUGUGUGCAAAUGGCUGAAGAAGCACUGCCCGCAUAACUAUCUCAUCUACGUCGAGGCGUUCUCCCACCAUGCCAUCACAGGUCGGGCGCUGCUGCGGCUGAACGGGGAGAAGCUGCAUCGCAUGGGCAUUGCUCACGAGGCGCAGCGGCAGGAGGUCCUGCAGCAGGUCCUGCAGCUCCAGGUGCGCGAGGAGGUCCGAAACCUGCAGCUGCUCAGCCAAGAUUGUACCAACACUGUGAACCGAGCACCUCUGGGAUGGGCUGUGCACCGCCGAUAUGAGACCUGAACCACACGCUUGGAAUACGAAGAGACAGCUUCCCAGCCACUCCGGGGCUUCUCUCCUUCUUCUUUCUCUUUCUUUUCUAUGAAUACAUUUCUGUGCAGAGAUGGGAGGAUUCCUCCAGCAGACGUGGUUCUUGGCUGGAGGAAAAUCAGCAAAACAGCCGCUGGGACAGACGAACUUUUGCCCACCUGAACCUGACAGUUCGCAGGGAAAGAGAUGGGAAAAAGGAGACGGCGACAGGCAGGGCUCAGCACUGCGAACAAAUCGAGCAUGAUUAUACCCCGGGACAGCUCAGAGCCACGCACAGGACGGUGAAGCCUUAUGCACAUGGGCGACAUCCCAGCACCCAGCAGCUCAUGUCCAUACCUCGGAGCUUAUUUAGGGAGCUUUAGUUUUUUCUUCAGACUGGGCUGUCUUCCAGCAUCCAAGGAGGUAACGUUAUCAGUAGCAAAUAAGAUGACCCGACCAGCCAAAAAAAAUUAAAAGCGGAGCCAAGUCAUCAGCACCCGGCUCCACUUGGUGAGUUAAAAAGGGAGCUGAGUCAUCAGAGCUGGAAAAUCCGGGAGCAAAGGCAGGGUGGACACGCCGGGAGGGUGCCAUGGCCUGGAGGAAGCUGUGCCAGGAACUCGUCCUUCAUCCGUCCUCGUUUGCAGGCAGACAGGGGAGCUGAUGCAGGGGCCGGGGGGGAGCAGCCGGGGAUGCUGCCAGGUGGUGCCGGGUGCUGCCCGGGGUGAAGCUGGGGAUUCCUGGGUGCCGGGUUUCCCCCCGGCCCUGGUGCCCAGUUGUGUUCCCUCCUGCACCCUCUGUGCUCCCACCAGCUCUUUGCAGAGCUCUGCUCCUCUGGGCAUUUGCAAAUGCUCAUCCUGACCUCUUCCCCAGGGGCUGGUGAUGGUGCCACCCAACCCAGGCACCGUCCUGAUGACCCAGCUUGUCGUUAAGGUGAAACAACAUUUACUGUUACACCCCCACCCCGAAACCCCCCUGUCCGGAGCCACAGACUGCUCACGCGGGCAGGUAAGGAACAACCAAGGAUUUGGGAGCAGGGUGGAUGCUGUCACCUCCCCACGUUUCCCCUCCGGUGACAAGGGCAGGGCUGCAGGUCCGGGGCGGGGGGCGUCCCGAAACAGCAGCACCCCAAGGCCCCUGGGACAUCGCAGCUGCCAGGGAUGCGGAGGCAGGUCGCGGUGGCCCCCCCAACCAGGCGCCCACCUGCCUGUUCCUCUGCUGGUAAUAAA